This is a messenger RNA of Racocetra persica, 580 nucleotides long. The record is from the annotation of a GenBank genome assembly. Lineage: Eukaryota; Fungi; Glomeromycota; Glomeromycetes; Diversisporales; Gigasporaceae.
AUGUUUAACUUUAUUCCAUCAUUAACGCCAAAUGACCAUGCAAAUUAUAUUUACAUUGCACUUGGUUAUGUUGCUCAUAAUAGUUCGUUUUAUGCCUCGCUUCAUGCACAACAAGCUCCACAACAAGAAAAUUUACACCAUAGUGAACCAACAUUUUCUAGUACUCUGAAUAUUAAUAACGAAACAAGUGAUACUUCAGAUAUUGAGUGGAAAGAACCAAACGAAAAUCGUGAAGAUAUCGAUAUUUUACUAUUUGUUGCAUUUUUAGAAGAGGUUAAGUUAGAUUAUCAAAAUGCUGGCAAACCACUACGUGCUGCAUUGGAUAAAUUCAAAGAACGUUAUAAUGUCACAAAAUCAAAAUCAAUUUCUCGGUUAUCUUUCUAUUUAUAUAAUUUAAAUCAUAAUAUGGAUCUAAUGGCUCGUGUUAAGAGUGAUACGCAAAUCAGAGUUCAAGUAGAAUCAGUUAAAAGACGUAAAGUAGAAAAUGGUAGAAGAAAGCGAAGAUUCCCUGCUUCUGCAAACAAAGAAAAAGAAAAUACGGAUCCUCAAACUAUUCCAGCACGAAAAAAGAAAAAAAUAG